Odontomachus brunneus is the source of this 600-nucleotide messenger RNA. Its product is annotated as golgin subfamily A member 6-like protein 6. The coding region runs from base 1 to 600 and encodes 199 amino acids. The transcript has a single exon. The record is from RefSeq and is a predicted model, not a curated record. NCBI's taxonomy places the organism in Eukaryota, Metazoa, Arthropoda, Insecta, Hymenoptera, Formicidae.
AUGGAGGUGGAGGAGAUAAAGGAGGAGUUGAGGGAGAGAGAGGAAAGAUGGAACAAGGAAAGAGAGGAAGUAAAGGGGAGAAUUGAAAAGUUGGAGCGGGAAUUGGAAGGAUGGAAAUGGGAAAGAAAAGAGGGAGAGGAAAAGAGGAAAGGAACAUCAGAAAAAGAGGGAGGUGGAUUUAAGGGGGUAAGGGAAAUGCAGGAGUGGGAAGAUAGGGUCAAGAGAUUAAAGAAAAGAUGGGAAAUGAAAGAGAAGGGAGACAGGAGGCAAAAUUUGUUCUUGAAGGGUGUGAAAGGAGGUGAAGGAGACAUGAAGGAAAGAGUGGAGGGGAUACUAAAAGAGCUAGGAGUUGGUGUAAAAGGUAAAAUAGAUGAAGUAAGGAAAAUAGAGGCGGGCAGGAAGGAGAAAGGAGAGAUGGUAAUUGUAAGAAUGACGAGCGAAGAAGUUAAAAGGAGGAUUUUGGAGAGCAAAUGGAAGCUGAAAGGCAAAGAUGUAUGGAUAGAAGAAGAUCUAACUUGGGAAGAAAGGAGGAUUAGAUGGAAUGCCAGAAGAGUGGCAUUAGAGAGGGGUUGGAAGGGAAGCAAGGCGAGGGUCGGGUAG